This is a messenger RNA of Emiliania huxleyi CCMP1516, 1258 nucleotides long. RefSeq lists its product as hypothetical. The transcript has a single exon. NCBI's taxonomy places the organism in Eukaryota, Haptophyta, Isochrysidales, Noelaerhabdaceae. The record is from RefSeq and is a predicted model, not a curated record. The coding region runs from base 111 to 620 and encodes 169 amino acids.
AAUGAAUUAAGUAGGCGCCCUCCGCGCGCCGCUUCGUCGACGAGUGCCUCACGCCCGCGGACAAGGGCUACGCGGUGCAGGGCUGGGUCGGCGAGCUCUUCCAGCGGGCGAUGCCGAUGCCGGCGUACCUUCGCACGAUGUACGAGGGGAUGAUGGCGUCGUACGACGACCACCUCACCUCGAAAUGGGUGCCCGCGCUGCUUCGGAGAGGACCCGGUCGCGCGCCGCCCGUGCUGUGCAUCGCUUCGGAGGGCGACCGAGUGAUCCGGCACGACGCCGUGCGGCGGUUGUGCGAAGAGUGGGCGGCCGCGGGCCUCGACGUCUCCUUUCUCUCGCAGCCGGGCUACGGGCACUGGUUCUCCGACAAGGGCUCGAGCCUCGUCAAGUUUUGGUCGUACUUCGAGGCGACCGCGCCGGCGGUGCUCGACUUUCUCGCCCCUCGCCCGCGGGCGGUGCCGCGCCGGCCGCCCGCCGCAUAUCCCGCCUCAGAGUACCCCGCCUCGGACUGCCCCGCCCCGGACCCACUGACUCGCCACUCUGCAAUGCGGACGCGCUCGGCGGGGGCGGCGGGGGCACGCUCGCCGGUCGGCCGAAAGACGCAAGGCAGCAGCCGAGCCUAGAAGCGGAAGACGUUGGUUUGGACGAGUCCAACCUGUCUUCACACCGCGUCUUCACACCGCGUCUUCACACCGCGUCUUCACACCGCGUCUUCACACCGCGUCUUCACACCGCGUCUCCACCCGCGGCAGGCAGCCAAGCGGCCGAGCCUCGACCAGCCGACCCGCCAGAGCGACCGAGCGAGCUGUCCGCCCGAGCUACCUUCUUGAGCUGACCGCCGCACACCCGGCGAGGUCGACGGCGGGGAGAGCCCCGCUCUCGCCGCUCUCGAAGAAAGCUCGGGUCGUGGUCGUGAGAGGUGUUGCGUGCGGGUGCGGCCUCGGCCGCGAGCCUCGGCCCGUUUCUCCGCUUGUACAACAACGAGGCUUCGCGUCUCAUUCAUUCGCUGUGACCGCUCGCCUGGCGGCGCCAGGGCGGCGCAGAGCGUUAGCCUGGUGCUUGUGAGUUAUGUGGGCGAGGGUGUGUGGCCCUGUGCUGUCAACACCGAACGCGGGGAUCGGGGGGUUUUGUCGUUAGCUGUGGGGGCGGGGGUCGAGGCGCUGGACUGGGCUUGGGCCCGUUUCGUCGUCGUUUCUUUGCCUGUCGCGCGAAUCGUCGUGCUGUGCGACCGCCUUUUGUUCUAGUAACAUUCUUAAAUGAU